GCGUACCGUUGAUGUGUGUUACCCAUAAACGAGCCAGUAUUGCUAGUGUGCCAUCUCUGUUUUUUUCCGCAGCAACCAUGAAGAAAUGUUUCACCAUCGCUUCACUGCUGCUGUUAGUGCCUGCGCCCAGUGCAGCAUUCCAGUUUUUGUGCGCCAACAUGCUGUGCACCAUAAAGAAGUGGACUCCCAGCGAGGAAGGCACAUUUUUGCUUGCCAAUAUCCCGAACGAUACUUUAAUGUUAAAACUUUCCCAUCUGAAGGCCAACACAUUCAACCUGGCCACCCUGGACAAGAUAAUGGCGAUCGAGAUAGAACGAUCUUCCGUCAAAAAGGUGGUAAUGCCGUCGGCCACCGCCACAGUACGCCUGAAGCUCACUCGAACGUAUCUCAACGACAUCGCGUUCGUUGCCGGCAAUGGGCAAUUAAAUUUCCUCACCAUUACUGAAAGCCGGCUAAAAACCAUCCCGAGCACCAUCGUACAUCUGGUAGCGUUGGAAACGGUCACAAUAACAAAGUCACCCAUCGAAACGGUCAACUUGUGUCUGUUCAGCAAGCUGACGCGUCUGUACGAGCUUAAUCUGUGCAGUAACAAAAUUCUGUUUCUCCAUCUGCCGGCCGCAUCUGUUGGCGAUUUCGCGAGCCUGCGACUGUUGUUUCUGUCGGACAAUCUGCUGACCACGAUCAACUUGGGCGCGUUCAACGGAAUGCAGGCACUGCAGACGCUAGAUUUCCAGAACAACCGGAUCCGGCGCGUGCAAGCAGCGCUGGUGUCGAAUAGCUUGCAAACGCUCGAACUGCCCGGGAACCGUUUAGAGACGCUGUACUGUUGCGAGUGGCAUCUUCCCAAUUUGACCCGCCUCGCGUUGAGUCGAAAUCUGUUGUCGAUCUUACCGACCUGUCUGUCGUUGACCAUGCCCAACGUGCUGUACCUGAUACUCGACAGGAACGCACUAAUCGAUAGCGAUACGUGGUACAACGUCUUUACGCUGAAACGUUUGCAACAGCUAGACAUUAGCCACAACCUGGCUGGCGAAGGCAGUGUUGGACAACAUUUCGGAUUCGUUGCUGUUUCUCGACCUGCAGCACAACAGCAUAACAGUGCUACAUGUUCCGGCUGUGCGCAUGGGUAUGAGAAUUAUUGCAUCUUACAAUGCGAUCGACACGUUCGAUAUCAACAGUCUGUCACCGAACGUUACGACGCUAGAAAUGAUUUGCAACCCAAUCGACUGCUCGUUCAAUCGUGCACGUAUGCAGAUUGGUGAAGAACCUGUGUGCUACACAGAU
Anopheles merus is the source of this 1284-nucleotide messenger RNA. RefSeq names its product platelet glycoprotein V-like. The transcript is spliced from 2 exons. Lineage: Eukaryota; Metazoa; Arthropoda; Insecta; Diptera; Culicidae. Bases 12 to 1262 code for a protein of 416 amino acids. The record is from RefSeq and is a predicted model, not a curated record. Gene Ontology annotation, molecular function: protein binding.